AGUGAUGUGAGGAGCUGCAACCUGACCAGUCUCUCACUCUCUCUGGGCUCCGCUGUCUGCUGCUGGCCUCUUUCAGACCUCUCUUGUCCUGUCCUUUUUCAGCGUUUCUUUACUCUGUGGAUAUCCACCGUCUCAUUGGGCACCUUAUUAGAUCAGCUCUGUUGUUCUGACUGUCACAACGAAGGAAGGGAAGUCAGAGGGAGAGAAAAUGAUAGGCGUUCUUACUCAAAAUACAACGCCAGCUUUCUGCAGUCAAUUCACAUGCCCUCUUUUGAUUUGAAAUUUUCAAGCUAACCGUCAGAAGUCAGCUGGACAAGCGAUGAACUAGGCAUCUUUUUUCUCUGCCGCAACGUUAGUGAGAGGAAAGCCAGUAUGUAGUCGAUGUCGUUUGUUGCUGACGAGACCUCAUUUGGAGACCUUCUGCUCCCUGCUGCAUGUCUUUGGCUACUAUUUCAGUCUUGAACGACAACGCCUCUGUUUGAAAAUUAAAUUUUCAGAGAGAUUAUUAAUAGCAAGCCUAAAUGAUCAUGCUGGACACCAACUACUUCCUGUCCUUGGAGCCUGCCCCCUUGGACUCUCCUCCAAUGGGGACAGAGCUGGACAAAGAGGAUUCGAGGACUGACUAUGAGAGGCAUGCCUAUCACAGCCUAAAAGAAGUCCUCCAGCUCAAACUACAGCAGAGACGCACCCGGGAAGAGCUGGUCAGCCAAGGGAUCAUGCCACCACUGAAGAGUCCAGCAGCCUUCCACGAGCAGCGGAGGAGUCUAGAGAGAGCCAGGACGGAGGACUAUCUGAAGAGGAAGAUUCGUAGCCGUCCUGAGCGCUCCGAGCUGGUCAGGAUGCACAUACUGGAGGAGACGUCAGCAGAGCCAUCCCUGCAAGCCAAGCAGCUGCAGCUGAAGAGGGCCCGUCUGGCUGACGACCUGAACGAUAAGAUCUCCCACCGGCCCGGGCCCAUAGAGCUCAUCCACAAGAACAUCCUGCCCGUGGACCUGGACUGUCCCCUGCCCCACACUCUACUGGAUUCUCCUAAAGGCGCAGGGGAAUCGUCAUUGGACGAGGACAGCAGCGAUGCGUUGUCUCCGGACACGCUGGCCAAUCAGGACUCUCCCCUGGGUCCUCUCUCUCAGCUGUCGCCCUCUGACAUGCUCAGUAAGAAUGGGGUCGUGUCCCCCUCACAGUUCUUUACCCAGGUCCCGCCUCCUCCUCCUCCCCUGCUGCUGAAUGGCCAUGACUCCCCGCCACCGCAGAAGCUGACCAAUGGAACUGCCAUGGCAGCUGCUUCCCGCCCUGCUACUGGUCAGGCCAAGUCCAAGCCCAGCUCGGACCGCCCCCCACAGAGACCUAAGAAGGCCAAAGACAACAAGCCCAAAGUGAAGAAGCUCAAGUAUCACCAGUACAUCCCCCCUGACCAGAAGGCAGAGCGCGAGCCCCCCCCUCAGCUGGACUCCAGCUACGCCAAGAUCCUCCACCAGCAGCAGCUCUUCCUCCAACUGCAGAUCAUCAACCAACAGCAGCAGCACUACAACUACCACACCAUCCUCCCCGCUCCGCCCAAGCCACCUACAGAGCAGCCACCUUCAACCAACCCUGGUCCCUCCCCUUCACGCAGUGUUCCGCCAACGACCCCGGCCCCCUCCAAUCAGAAUGGGCCCUGUCGUCAAAGCCAAAACCCUGUGGGAGGGGCCAAACCUGUUACGCUGCCACCCAACCUAGAUGAUUUCAAAGUUGCUGAGCUGAAACAGGAGCUGAAACUGCGGGGUCUGACCGUCUCCGGCACCAAGAUCGACCUGAUCGAGAGGCUGAGGAAUUACCAGGAGCAGAACAGUGGGGCUGGAGGAGCUGCAACCCUGAAACUCAGCCUACCAACCCCACAGCACGCCUCCUCCCAGCUUGCUGGCUCCGGCACCUCCGCUCCCCCCCAGGCCGGUACCAACAGCCACCAGUCAGGAGAGACGGGCGGAAAGAUAGCCGCCUUCUCAUUGGCUCAGAGUGCUGCUCCAGUCCGCGUCGUGAGGUUUGGCAGCACGAGCUCCUCCCCCCCGGUGUCCCCCACCCCGUCAGAGCGGUCGCUGGCCGUGGUGAGCCCUGACGAGGCCGGCUGUAACGGAGACGUAUUCGGGGAGAUGGUGAGCUCUCCCCUGACCCAGCUGAGCUUGCACCCCUCCCCCACCUCCAUCAAAGAGGAGAACCAGGGUCUGUUAUCUGCAUGCAGCCUCGCCCGGGCCCAGUCCUGGCCUUUGCCCCCCGCGUCUCACCCUGCUGCCCCGUCUCAGGAGAGCCUGCCUGGGGCAGACUCGGAGCCCUCCCACCUGGACAAGGACCAGAUGCUCCAGGAGAAGGACAAGCAGAUCGAGGAGUUGACCCGCAUGCUGAGGCAGAAACAGAGGCUGGUGGAGACCCUUCGCUCCCAGCUGGAGCAGGGGAAGCAGACCGCUGGAGCCGGAGAGACGGAGGGCGUGGAGGGCCGCGCGUUGGGGAACAGUCCUGCCCUGAAGGCCAAAGCCUCCACCGUCAUCCAGCUGUCCCUCGCGGACGGAGAGGUGGUGAGGGUGAAGGAGGAGGUGGAAACGGAGGAGGAGGAGGAGGAGGAGAUGGAGGGAGUGGAUGAGUCUCAGCUGGAGAGACAGGCUAGGCCAACACGGUGCUCCCAGCAGACCCUGCUCAAACUGCAGCAGUACCAGCGGCUACAGGAACACACACACAGACAGCAACAACAGUCCAGCCAGUUACUACUACUACAACAGCAGCAGCAGCAGAGGAAGACACAACCUCCGGCACAAGAAAAGCCGUCUCGGCAGCACCAGGAACCACCACCACCACCGCAGCAACAACAACAGGCUCAGCCGAUCCGACAGGCCCAGCCGAUCCAACAGCAGAAAACUUCUGCCCAGUUGUUACUCCAGCAACAGCAGCUCCAGCAGCUGAUCAUCCAGCAGACCCAUCAGAAGCAGCUGCAGCACAAACAGCAGCAGGCCCAGCAGAGGAAACAGCAGAGACAGGCCCAGAGACCGCAGCAGAGCAAACAAACGGGUCCCGCUGUCACCACGCAGCAGGCCACUCCAGUCUUCAUCAACCAACAGAAUGGCACACAGGUCCCCGCCCAGACCUUCUCAUUGGACCUCCUAAAGUCAGGCACUACACCCACCCUGGUCACUGACAGCAACGGCAACCACUACCUGAUAGCACUGACCAAUCACAGCACAGAAGGCCAGAACGGCAUAACCUCAUUGGGCAAAUCCAGUGGAUCGCAACGCAUCACGUUGAAGCGGUUGCAGUCAACUUCGAAGAAACUCCCCAGCCAAUCAGCUGUUGAAAUACUUAGCCCGGACACCCAAUCAAAACAGCUGUUAAAAUCAGGCCCUAAUAACCAGCCUAUUAAAAAGCUUGUUCAGGAACAGAAGGUUGGUCUAGAGACUAACCUGGAGACUAAUGGCCUGACCAAUGAGGUUCCAGAGCCAAAUCAGUCCGUCUCCGCCCCGCCCGAUGUCCAUCCUUUCUUCGAUGAGGUGUCUAAUUCGUCUGAAAGCCAAAGUACCCCACCCCCGUCCCUCAAGAGAGAAGUGUGUCCACCUUUUGAUCGGCACACUUUGUUCACCCCUCCUCCUCCUAAACAGACCUCUUGCCCCUACACUCCACGCCCCAAAGAGAACGGCCUGAGCAGUCAACAGAUGGACGACCUGUUUGACAUCCUCUUGAAGAGUGGAGAAAUCUCUGGAUUCCGAGCCAACCCCGAUCCUUCCCUGGCCCACCUCCACUCCAACCCACCCACCCCGCCCUCUUCCCCCCUCCACCUGUCGCCCCCCACACCCCCUCCAGAGCCCUCCUUGCCUGCCCGACAGCCCUUGGUGUCACCCUGCACGGGAGGUGGUCGCCUGGAGGACUUCCUGGAGAGCACCACGGGUACACCACUAUUAGGGGUGGAGCCUGACAGUGAUCUGACUUUGAUUGACGACCUCCACAACCAAAUGCUGAGCACCUCCAGCAUCCUGGACCACCCCCCCUCCCCGGUGGACAUGGACACCAGCGACCUUGGCUUCUCGUCCCACGCAGCAGGCCUGGACUUUGGGGACCCAGCCCUCGACAGCAUGGACUGGCUGGACAUCUCUAUGGGUGGUGGGGGUGGAGGCGGAGGAGUAGGGGGGACGAGUCUCGCCCCCCUGGGACCCCACACGCCCCCCAGUGUGUUCUCGGCAGACUUUCUGGACAGCUCGGACCUCACUCUUCACUGGGACUCCUGUUUGUAGCUCCUACAGGGUGACGGGCGCUGAAGACUUGCGCGUGGAACACACGUGCUCACCCGUUCUGUGUACAGGCUUUUAUCUCUGUCAUGCGCGCGCACACACCUUCACUGUGCAGGCCCGGCACCGGAGCAUCGCUAGCCCAGCGUGCUGCACCGGGACAGGACGCCUUGCCCUGCAUUCACUCUACCCUCAUCACACUUAGACAGGCCAGAGAGACACACUGACCGGGUCCCAGGACGCGGGUGGAAGUGACUGGAGAAUUAGUGAGACGCCUGUGCGCUGACAAGGGGUGACAAGGGGUGACAAGGGGUGACACGUAGUAGGCGGCCCUGGUGUCAGUGGCGGCUCCCGACUUUGCACUUACGAUGAGGCUGUUGAUUGGUGGAACUCUGUUAAUGACGCAAACCAGUGGCACGUCCCCAACGACAGAACAGUGUUCACUGGCUAAUUCAAGGCACUGAAUGACCAGUUGAAGAACAGUGUGAAUGUGGCGGCUCGUAGGGACAGUGUGCAUGGUGUGCGCUGCACCUGCUUCAUGAUUUGAAAUGGUCUCACCCAUAAUGAUCAGGCCACGCCCACCAAAAGGAAGCAUACUUGCCUCCAAGGCUGUUAAAGGAGGAUGCACACUGUAUUGGGGAAACCUGUUGUUCAGUACCAUCCGUAACCUAGCAAAGGUUGACUGGAAUUGAGCUGAAUGCACUCCGACUGAUUUUAUUUAACCGCACUGGAUGAUGCGGUUACUGGAGGGGUUUGUUAGACCACUAUGCUUUACUGUAUAUGGGGUGUAUAUUAUCGAUUGUCCAUAUUUCUUCUUCCUGGUUGCUUAGUAUAGCAGUAUAGGGAGUUGCAGGAGUCACGGCUCGGCUUCCAAACAACUUGGACCUCGUCAUUUUAUAAGAAAAAAAACGUCAAAAUAAAAAUUAUAU
Esox lucius (northern pike) is the source of this 5170-nucleotide messenger RNA. It is a transcript of the gene mrtfab, whose product is annotated as myocardin related transcription factor Ab. NCBI's taxonomy places the organism in Eukaryota, Metazoa, Chordata, Actinopteri, Esociformes, Esocidae. Bases 522 to 4247 code for a protein of 1241 amino acids. The transcript has 16 exons. Gene Ontology annotation, biological process: smooth muscle cell differentiation. The record is from RefSeq and is a predicted model, not a curated record.